UAGGUGAUGCCAUCGAGGCACAGCUAAAGGCAAUAAUUAGAACGCUUCAUUCCAAAUUUGUUCCAAUGAAAAAAAUACAUUUGACGGUCUAGCACCUGUGAAAAAAUGUAGAUGCUCAUAUUUUGAGUUUACAUUCAGUUGAAAGUCGAAGGAACAAGUAAUAAUGUAAGAAUAAUAACACAGGGCAGCUGUGGCGAAGGAUGCCUCCUGAGGUCCACGAUCAUCUCGAGUCUUGAGCGUGUUCAGCUCCAGGUUGUGUCGGCCGCACCAAAGCUCACUUCCUGUCGAUAUGGAGACUCUUCACCGUCUUUGAUGAGGCCGAUGACUGUGGUGUCGUCUGCAAACUUCAGGACCUUGACAGCCGGGUGCGUGGAGAAGCAGUCGUUCGUGUAGAGAGAGAAGAGUAGCGGCAAGAGGACACAUCCUUGGGGGGCCCCGGUGCUGAUAGUGCAUGUGGAUGAGGUGGUGUCCCCCAGCCUCACCUGCUGUGUCCUGCCCGUCAGGAAGCUGUAGAUCCACCAGCAGAUGGCAGGAGGAGAGGAGUUCGAGGAUGAUGGUGUUGAACGCGGAGCUAAAGUCCACGAAUAGGAUCCUCGCGUAGGUCCCCGCGCCGUCGAGGUGUCAAAUGCAGUGCCGUGUUGACUGGGUCAUCCGCAGACCUGUUUGCUCGGUAGGCAAACUGCAGAGGGUCCAGCAGGGGUCCUGUGAUGCUCUUGAGGUGGUCCAGCACGAGGCGUUCAAAGGACUUCAUGACCACAGAUGUCAGGGCGACAGGCCUGUAGUCAUUCAGACCCGAGAUUGCAGGUUUCUUGGGGACUGGGAUGACAGUGGAACGUUUGAAACAGUUCCAGAGAUCGAUUGAAGACCUCUGUGAAAACUGGAGCAAGCUGGCCCACGCAGGAUGGGGACACAAGGCCCGGGCCCGCCGCUUUGUUGUUCUUUGGUUGUUUGAACAUGCGUCUCACAUCCUGUUCGUGGAUGGUCAACACAGAAGGGGGAGUCAGAGGUGUGAUGGUGGUCUGGGCUGUGAAAGCGUCCUUUUAAAAUCUGCAGUGUGUGUUCAAGUCAUCAGGCAGUCCUUUAUUGUUCUCUGGUUUUUUUUUGGGGGGGGGGGGGCGCAGGUAAUUGGUUAGCGAUUGUAAUCCUCACCAGAAUGACGCGGAGUCGUUAGCAGAAAACUGGCUCUCAAGCUUUUCUGCAUAAUUUCCCUUGGCGAUGUUAAUUUCUUUUGUCACCUGGUUUCUGUACAGGGCCCCGUCCCCACUCCUAACUGCUAACUAAUCAUUUUAAGUGUUGUGUGUGUGUAUGUGUGUGUGCCACAGCUGUUCAACUCAUAUUGCACACUGAAUGCCAUUGCUGGCUUCUCGGUAAAUUGGAUGUAUGAAAUAGAAACAAAAGAAGGGUAUAGUGACUUUUGGGACUCCCUAUAUUAUUGCAUGUUUCCAAUCAAAACAUUUGAAGCUGUGUGUGUUGAAAAACGACAUAAUAAACGGCUGGGAUGACCUGCAUGCGUUUGGGUUUGUUGAUUUUUGACGUCAUCUGAUGUUGUGCAGCCUGUAAUCCAAUCAGGGAAGGAGAGAGUUUAAUCCAAGUUAAUCCCACAUCCCGAGAUAGAGAGAAACCUACGAGGAUAGGCAGCGGUAAUCUCUGACCGCAACCCCGUUAAACAGCUCAUCUGGGAUCCCUCCCCACGGAGACGCCCUCCCGGAGGCAGGGGCGGGACUUGGGAGAGACGAGUCCCUCGGCUUGAUGGAGCAGCGAAGAAAGACGCCGGGAAGCUGAGGGACAAGAGUCGCCUUGCGGAGGUCACCAAAUCAGCAGAAAGCCGACGAGUCGGAACAUCGGGUGAGUGCUCCAUAUGAACGACACGGGCCUUUGUGGGGCCCCGAGCACAAAUUGAUUUGGGGGGCCCCCCUCCCGCCACCGCGUGCCACCUCGGCUUGACCACUACCCAUACAAGUCAUGCAGGGUUGUUUUCAUAGAAAUUCAAUUCGAGAACGGUCAAGGCAUGGCCCGCUGCAUAUACUUUAGAAAAACAAUUCAUCUCAAUGACAUAACUAUUUGAAUUAUUGGAAGUUGUUUUCAUUCAAAAGGUCAUAAUUGUUCCUAAGAAAAAAAAUAUUCUAAAGUCAUAUUUUUCACACUUUGAAUGCCAAAAUGUCAUUGCCGUUAUGUGUCUGAAAUGAAGUUUCAUGAUUUGCAACAUGUUUUUGAAGAUGCUAAUGACAUUUUUGGAUGUAUCGGAUUUCUGUCCUAUUGCUUAAGUUAUCUUUUCCAUGAAAAAUAACACAAAUGGAUUUUCGUGUUGAAAGUGUUCCUAUUUUUUUUUUUUUUACUUCUUUUACAAACGCUGCUUCUUUAUCGUCAAGCUGUCUUUAUCAUUAUUGCCACGGGAGAGGGCCUCAUUAUCCAAGAUGCAUGUCAUUGUACAACCCCAGUUCCAAUAAAGUUUUAACAUUGUGUUAAACAUAAAUAAAAACAGAAUACGAUGAUUUGCAAAUCAUGUUCGACCUAUAUUUAAAUGAAUACACUACAAAGACAAGAUAGUUAAUGUUCAAACUCAUGAACUUUAUUGUUUUUAGCAAAUAAUCAUGAACUUGGAAUUUUAUGGCUGCAACACGUUCCAAAAGAGCUGGGACAGGCUCAUGUUUACCAUUGUGUUACAUCAGCUUUUCUUUUAACAACAUUCAAUAAACGUUUGGGAACUGAGGACACUCAUUAAUGAAGCUUUGUAGGUGGAAUUCUUUCCCAUUCUUGCUCAAUGUACAGCUUCACCUGUUCAACAGUCCGGGGUCUCCCUUGUCGUAUUUUACGCUUCAUAAUGCGCCACGCAUUUUCAAUGGGAGACAGGUCUGGACUGCAGGCAGGCCAGUCUCGUACCCGCACUCUUUUACUACGAAGCCACGCUGUUGUAACACAUGCAGAAUGUGGUUUGGCAUUGUCUUGCUGAAAUGAGCAGGGGCGUCCAUGAAAAACAUUGCUUGGAUGGCAGCGUAUGUUUCUCCAAAACCUGUAUGUACCUUUCAGCAUGAAUGGGGCCUUCACAGAUGUGUGAGUUACCCAUGCCAUUGGCACUAAGACAGCCCCAUACCAUCACAUAUGCUGGCUUUUGAACUUUGCGUCCAUAACAGUCCGGAUGGUUCUUUUCCUCUUUGGCCCGGAGGACACGAUGUCCACAAUUUCCAAAAACAAUUUGAAAUGUGGACUCGUCGGACCACAGAACACUUUUCCACUUUGCAUCGGUCCAUCUUAGAUGAGCUCGGGCCCAGAGAAGCCGGCGGCGUUUCUGAGUGUUGUUGAUAAAUGGCUUUUGCUUUGCACAGUAGAGUUUCAAGUUGCACUUACGGAUGUAGCGCCGAACUGUAUUUACUGACAUUGUUUUUCUGAAGUGUUCCUGAGCCCAUGCGGUGAUAUCCUUUACACAUCGAUGUCGGUUUUUGAUGCAGUGCUGCCUGAGGGAUCGAAGGUCACGGCCUCGCCGCUUACAUGCAGUGAUUUCUCCAGAUUCUCGGAACCUUUUGAUGAUAUUAUGAACCGUAGAUGAUGAAAUCCCUAAAUUCCUUGCAGUUGUACGUUGAGGAACAUUGUCCUUAAACUGUUGGACUAUUUUCUCACGCACUUGUUCACAAAGAGGUGACCCUCGCCCCAUCUUUGCUUGUGAAUGACCGAGCAAUUGAGGGAAGCUCCUUUUCUAGCCAAUCACGGCACCCACCUGUUCCCAAUGAGCCCGUUCACCUGUGGACUGUUCCAAACACGUGUUUGAUGAGCAUUCCUCAACUUUCUCUGUUGUUUUUGCCACCUGUCCCAGCUUUUUGGGAACCUGUUGCAGCCAUAAAAUUCCAAGUUAAUGAUUAUUUGCUAAAAACAAUAAAGUUGAUCAGUUUGAACAUGAAAUAUAGGUUGAACAUGAUUUGCAAAGCAUUGUAUUCUGUUUUUAUUUAUGUUUAACACAACGUCCCAAGUUCAUUGGAAUUGGGGUUGUAUGAAAAGUCUCUAUAAUAAAUAAAGUUUGAUUUGUUUAUGUUGUUGCAAUACACCAGAGGGAUCUGUGUGCUGACGUGCCAGGAUGUGGCGGCCAUUUUGCACUCACACAAUAGCAGACAGCAGGAUAAAUGCUGUUAUAUCUGCGAUAUGAAUGAAUAUGUAUGAAUUUGAUGUUUGCUUCAUCUCUGUUUAAAAAAAAAAAAAUCGUCACCAUUUUCAGUGGGGCUUAGUGGUCAGGGGCCACAAGCAGCAUUCGCCUAGUCCGCACGUAGUCGUCGACGUGUGUUUCCACCGUCACGCGUGCUUUUUGCAGGAUGGGGUACGACCUGGAGAGGUUCGUGGGCUUCGUGAACGAGGGCCUCCUGUGCUGCGUGUGUCGCGACGUGUUACAGCGCCCCCUCCAGGCGCCCUGCGAGCACGCCUUCUGCAGCGCCUGCAUCAGCAGCUGGCUGCUCCAUCACCGCACGUGUCCCGAGGACAGGCAGCCGCUGGACGUGGGCGCCCUCAAGCCUCUCUACAGGUACAUGCGCAACGAUCUGAGCCGUCUGCAGAUCCGCUGCGUGAAUGCCGGCCAGGGCUGCGAGGCGGUGUGCUCGCUGGAGGGCCUGCACACGCACGAGGACGAGUGCGACUUUGCCUUUGUAUCGUGCGCCAACCCGGGUGGCGACUACAUUUGUCAACGUUGCGGGUGUCCCGCGCAGGUGGAGAGGCGAGCUAUGGAGGCUCACCUGUCAGGAUGUAACUUCUGCAGCCGCGAGUGUCCCAACGGCUGCGGCCACACUCUCCUCUCCAUCGAGCAGUCGCAGCACAACUGCGUGGCGGACCUGCGGGCCGAAGUGGAAAUGUUGCGGGUGGAGAUGCUGUGCAAGGUGGACGAGGUGAGACGGGAGAUGGAGUCUCGCUUGGACUCGCAGAGGAGACACAUGGUGCAGAAGGAGUCGCAACUCAAGAACGAAGUCGAGGAGGUGAAGCGAAAGCUUCAUGCCUUUCGUGUGCAGGGCCAGUUGUCGCGCAUAAUGUGUGACGUGCGCGCCCUGCUUGGAGCGGAACGGCUCAGGCGACAAGAGCUAGCAGAGGUGGACCUGGAGAAGAGGGAACUGCUGGAGCUCCUCAGAGACCCGCACCCCGCCAGGAGCCAGCAGUCUGUCGACCCGACGGGCCGAGACCAGGUCCGGGGGGACCGGCCGACACCCGAAUGGGAACUCGGCCAAGAGCCGCUACGGCGCCAGCGGAGGGAGGCGUCUUUACAUCUAUCCAGUCUCUCGCUUCACUCGACUCCGGCUUUAAACGGAUCCGCCGGUCCUCCUUCACCUCAGACGAGUGAAGGUGCACGCAAGAGCGGAACCCGGAGUCUGACGCUGGAUUGCAUCAAGAAGAAGAGCCGUGAGGUCACCGUGAUCUGAGUAGACGGAACCCAAGACUAGCCAAUAAGGAUAGAUCCUUAGAAGUCCAUGAAAUAAAUUCACAAAUACCAACCAGGCCCCACGAUUAGCUAAUGCACAUACGCAUAACAAUAUGGACGGGAAUAAAUGCAAGUAAAGAGCAACAUUUAGCUUGAUAAUAAUAAGUCCUUUUGUAAAUCGUAACAAAUGUAAUCGCCGCGAUAAACGUGGGAUUACGGCACUGAGAAUGAGAUGUGUUUGAAAGGUUUUUGUAUGCAAAUCUACUUUAGUCGAAUUGUUUGUUGUUUGACCUGUGAAUAAACUGAUUCAUUUUGUGGCCUGGC
Molecule: messenger RNA, 5710 nt
Organism: Phyllopteryx taeniolatus (common seadragon)
Lineage: Eukaryota; Metazoa; Chordata; Actinopteri; Syngnathiformes; Syngnathidae
Gene: rnf41l
Product: ring finger protein 41, like
Exons: 7
Coding region: 4299-5387 (362 amino acids)
Biological process (GO): protein K63-linked ubiquitination; positive regulation of JNK cascade; regulation of canonical NF-kappaB signal transduction
Cellular component (GO): plasma membrane signaling receptor complex
Molecular function (GO): zinc ion binding
Source: RefSeq, a predicted model, not a curated record